Didymodactylos carnosus is the source of this 2391-nucleotide messenger RNA. NCBI's taxonomy places the organism in Eukaryota, Metazoa, Rotifera, Eurotatoria, Philodinida, Philodinidae. The record is from the annotation of a GenBank genome assembly.
AUGGAUUCAAGUGGUGAACUGCGUUUCGUUGGAAGAGUAGAUUAUCAAAUAAAACUUCGUGGACAACGUAUUGAAACUGGAGAAAUUGAGCAUGUAUUGUUGAAUUUUUCGAAUGCGGUUGUUAAUGUUUGUGUUGUGAAGUUUAGUGAUGGCUUGAAGGGGGAUAUUUUGCAUGCAUUCAUUCAGGCUAACAUUGAUUUUGGUUCAGAUGGUUUGGGGCAUCGCAAGGAGGCAUUGAAGAGUGAGCUUAUUAGUUGUUGCCGGUUGAGCCUGCCGCUAUAUAUGGUGCCUACUGCUUGGACGUUUGUGAGCUUUUUUCCACUGAAUGCCAAUGGAAAAGUUGAUAGAAAGGCUCUUCAGCAAGUAGCUCCUGUGGACGUCGUUGGUGUUUCCAAGUCUGGAGCUUGUUACAUUCCUCGGACGAGAUUGGAAGAAGAUAUUCGGGCUAUAUUUGUUGAAGGCUUUCGCCUGGUGGAUGAUGAAAAUGUCGAUUUAACGGCUUCGUUCGGUGAAUUGGGUGGUACCUCACUAGGUGCGAUGAGAGCAGUAAUAUUAGUACGUCAAAAGGUGUAUUCAGGUAUGGACGUUGGGUUGUUGUUUUCUUACCCAUCAGUUCGACUUUUAUCUGAAGUGAUUAAACGUAUGAUGGAAGAUGACAACGGUCAGAAAGUUAGCCAACUGCAGAAGAAUCAAUUAAUAAUACCUGAUGUCGAUUCAGAUGUUAAGCCUUCGAUACUUUUAGAGACAUUAGGAAUUAUUUUCUUGUUAUUUUAUUAUUUAUCGCCGUUGUGGACCACGAACUUAAUUCUUCGUGCGUUGAAAAUAAAUAAUAUAUUGAUGUGGAUUAGCUUCUAUAUUCUGUUAAUACCAACGAAGCAAUUACUUACGUACAUUAUCAUGAAACGACUAUUAUUUCCGAAUGGAAUGAGAGCUGGCAAAUACGAAUUAUAUUCUUGGGAUUAUUAUCGUUGGUGGAUCCUUAAUCGUGUCUGGAUUCUAAAUUCCACGUAUCUAAAAGUCUUUUUAGGUACUCAGUUUUACAACAUGUAUUUACAAUUAUGCGGUGCAAAAGUGGGCCAGAAAGAUGUUCAUAUUUAUACCACUCAUAUUGAUGUACCUGAUUUGUUGAAGAUACAGAAUUCAUCUGUUAUAUCUCAAGAUGUCAUAUUAAAUAGUUUGUCUCACAACGGUACCACUUAUGAACUGAACUAUAUCAGAAUUGGUGACGUUGAACAGGGGAUUUAUAAUUUGAAUUCGUGGUAUUAUCUGCGUAAAAUAUGGUUUAGGCAAUUGGUUGUGUCGAAUUUCAGUCUUUCGUUCCAUAUAUUGGGUCCUUGUCAUUCGUGCUAUCCAUUAAUACUUAAAUGGCUUGGUGCACAAAUAGAGGACGAUGAUGAUAUAAAGAUAGCUCAGUUUAACGGAUUUUUACAAUCACCAUCAAAUUUAUUAACUAUAGGGAGUGGCAUGACAACAUUUGAUGAGGUAUUAUUAAUCACAAACAAAACUGUUAAAGGACAAUGUGUUGUAGAAAAGCUUGCCAUAGGAAAUAAUGUUCAAAUGGGAAAUAAUUGUCUUAUUUAUGGUGGUACUACUAUACCACCUUACUCUGUUGUUGGCAGUAUGACAUGUGUUACGCAAGAAGAUGGAAUGUUUGAACCAAAAGACAUAAUAUUGGGUGUACCAGCACGUAAAAUGCCAUUCCAUAUGUCUCCAACAUCACUCGCAGCUGAUGGCAUUAAUAAAACAAAGAUUAGUUUGACUUGUUCGUACUGGCAAAAAAUAACAGCUGAGUUACUUGCCAAAUCGAUACUUGUCCUCUUCGUGUUGGUCAUUAAAUCACUGAAUAUCAAUAUGUGCUUCUCAUGUUUGUUGCUAUUGGUUAUUUACUCAGCACUUCUAUGUUUGUUGUGGAGUUCGCUGUAUGAAAAACGUCAAUCUGAACCACAACCCAAGGCAAAUACAUUAGGAUGGCAUUAUAUUAUGAGUGGAGUGAUACGUAGAGACUAUACCUUAUUUGUCAGCCCGUUGUUAGGCGGUACACAGUGGUUAAUUUAUCUAUUACGUGGUUUGGGAGCAAAAAUAAUUGGUAAUGAUGUUCUCAUAACAGAUUUUCAAAAUGUGCUUGAUUAUCCAUUUAUUACAAUAUUUAACCAUGUUCGAAUAAGUACAAGGGCUAUUAUUCAAUGUCACACCUACGAACAGCGAAUACUGAAACUGAUGCCAACAACAGUCGGUCCAUAUUCGAUAUUAAGAAGCAUGUCAAUGGUGUUUCCUGGCUGUCAAUUAAAAGGCGGUAAUAUCAUUAAUCCAUGCACUUUAAUACUGAAAGAUGAUCAACUGCCGGAAAACACAGAAUGGUUAGGAUGCCCACCGAAAAUGAUAGCACAUUAG